This is a messenger RNA of Spirodela intermedia, 456 nucleotides long. NCBI's taxonomy places the organism in Eukaryota, Viridiplantae, Streptophyta, Magnoliopsida, Alismatales, Araceae. The record is from the annotation of a GenBank genome assembly.
AUGGAUCCCCCGGCCGAGAACAAGAUCGUCGGCAACUCCGCGGCCGGCCCGCCGCCCACGGCGGAGUUACUCUCCGGCGGCAAGGUGAUGGCGGAGGCGACGCAGGCCUUCUUCCAGGGCCAGGUAAGCACGGUGGACAAGAAAAAGGUGGCCGCGGCGGCGGGCGACAUGCUCGGCGCCGGCGCGUACUACGGCAAGGCCAACGAGAAAGGCUACGGGGAGUACGUGAAGAAAGCCGAGGUGUACCUAGAACAGUACGGCUCCGGCGGCGCCGCCGCCGCCCCUGCUGCCGCCGCCCCGGCUGCCGCAGGAGACUCGCCGGCGACUGAUGCCGGCGGCGGGGGAUACAUGAAGGUGGCGGAGGGCCUCCUGGGCGGCGGCAGCGACGCCGGAAAGAGCGAGGGGGGCGGGCUUGGCGGAGAUGUCAUGAAGAUGGCCGGAGGGUUCUUCAAGUAG